Exserohilum turcica Et28A is the source of this 2979-nucleotide messenger RNA. RefSeq lists its product as uncharacterized. The transcript is spliced from 2 exons. Gene Ontology annotation, molecular function: damaged DNA binding; single-stranded DNA binding. NCBI's taxonomy places the organism in Eukaryota, Fungi, Ascomycota, Dothideomycetes, Pleosporales, Pleosporaceae. Gene Ontology annotation, cellular component: nucleotide-excision repair factor 2 complex; cytoplasm; nucleus. Gene Ontology annotation, biological process: nucleotide-excision repair; mismatch repair. The coding region runs from base 1 to 2979 and encodes 992 amino acids. The record is from RefSeq and is a predicted model, not a curated record.
AUGCCGCCCAUCCUCGUGCGAAAGCGCUCGCGUUCACCGGAGCCGCCACCGGAGCCGCCACCGAAACGGGUGCGCGCCCGCAACCCUCCAGCAGCCACUCAACGAGGCAGAGUAUCUGUCUUCCAGACCUUGGAUGCACCCCCCAAAGUCAAGCGCACACUGUCGCAGACAAGGGCUCUGUUGGACCAAGGCGAUGACGCCGACAGCGAGUCGCCAGAAUCGGAUAGCGCCGACGGCGAGAGCAACGACAGCGAAGACGACGAGUGGGAGGAUGCGCUCGGCGCACACCACCACCACCAUGGCUCAGAGCCGAACCACGGAGCUGCACCCGUCAUCACCGGAGACAUUGCGCUGACUCUGUCUGCCGCGCCCAAAUCCGCCUUCGACACACAAGCAGACGCAAGGAAAGGCCCGUCAAAGGCCCAGCGGCAGAUACGAAGUGCCACGCACUGCUUGCAUGUGCAGUAUUUGAUGUACCACAAUCUAUCAAGAAACGCCUGGAUCCAGGACGGCGAGGUUCAAAAGACACUGGUGCAAGCUAUGCCCCCCGGUUGCUGGCGCGAACUGGAAAAGUACUGGAACGAUGCCGGGAUCCGACAUGGGCCCAGCCGUGUGGUAGUACAAAAACCACCCAGCCCUUCCGAGAAAGAACUUGAAACACCAAGGGGAAAGUGGAAGGAUAGCGGAAAGAAUGGCGUCCAAGUGUAUCAAAGUCCACAAAAGCAAAGCAACCUUUGCCAUGAUAAGAAACAAGCCCAGGACAAGAAGACCUCUGAGAGGGACAAAAGGACCCGCGACUGGAGCACAGCAUCUGAGCCGCUCGAGCAAAAUACACCAAACCUCUCCGCUGGUGACCCCCUUCUGAGGCUCCUUAGGUAUCUGUCAGCUUAUUGGAAGUCCAAGUUUCAAGUCACUGUUCCCAGUCUGCGAAAGCGUGGUUAUCUAUCACCAUCGGCGUUAGAGGCUGAGAUCAACGCAUGGAAGGACGAUCCCCACUAUCCAUAUCUUUUCGGUGAGCGCAUCGAAAACAUUAAUGCUUUUCGAGAAUGCGCAAACACGUGUCAGGGCAGUAGAGAUGUUGGCGAGCAACUCUUUACAGCUCUUAUUAGAGGGCUGGGGAUUGAAGCGAGAAUGGUUGUUAGUCUGCAACCGAUUGGCUUUGGAUGGAGCCAGAACGAACAAGGCAAACCAAAAAAACUGGACAGGCCGAACAACACAAAGCUUACCAAUCAGCAUAUCCCGGUGACAAGUACUCCAAUCAAAAGCAAAGCCAAGUCCCGGCCCGCUGCAGAAAAGAGGGGCGUAUCAAACGACGUAAAAAUGGAUGACAGUAGCGACUUGAGUAGCGUCAUCUCCAUAUCAUCGGAUUCGGAAGACAUCAAACCAAUAAAAAGAUUGCCAAAACAGCGCAACUAUGGUGAGGAGUUGCCAUACCCUACGUACUGGACCGAAGCCAUAUCGCCUUUGACACACACACCGAUAUCGGUAUCACCACUUCCUUGCACCAUAAUCGCAAGUGCAUCUUCUCCAGACAAACUUUCCGACUUUUACGCUCGGGGCACAGCAGCCGACAAGGCAAAACAGGUAUUGGCAUACUUGAUCGCCUUCUCUUCCGAUGGCACUGCCAAAGAUGUUACAACGCGCUAUUUGCCUAAACGUCAGUGGCCUGGUCGGACCAAAGGUGUCCGUAUGCCAAUGGAGAAAGUGCCAAUUCACAACAAGCAUGGCAAAGUCAAGCGAUGGGAAGAAUGGGACUGGUUCAAAUCUCUAAUGCGCCCUUACGCGCGAUCUUUUGACAAGCGCCAGCCUUGGGACGAGGUUGAGGACGAGGGUGAUCUUGUGCCAGUACAGCCAACGAAGAAGGACAUGGAUGUUGAAGGGGGCAAGGAGACACUUCAAGGAUAUAAACACUCGGCCGAAUAUGUCUUGGAGCGUCAUCUUCGACGCGAAGAAGCCCUCAGGCGCGGUGCGAAUAUUGUCAGAUACUUUAUCACGGGCAAGGGUGAUAAUGAAAAGUCCGAGCCAGUGUAUCGCCGCAAAGACAUUGUCCUAUGCAAGACGCAAGAGUCCUGGCACAAAGAGGGCCGAGAAGUGCUGGAGGGUCAACAACCGCUCAAGCUUGUGCCCAUGCGCGCCGUCACUGUCACCAGGAAGCGUGAGAUUGAGGAGCGUCAGCGCGUCGAAGGCGGCAAGGUCAAACAGGGCCUCUAUUCUAAAGAGCAAACGGACUGGAUCAUCCCUGACCCUAUCGUUGAUGGCAAGAUUCCGCGCAAUACAUUCGGAAACAUCGAUGUAUAUGUCCCCACCAUGGUGCCUAAAGGGGCUGUUCACGUACCUCUCAAAGGUACUGCGCGGAUAUGUCGAAAGCUCAACAUCGACUAUGCGGAAGCAUGCACAGGCUUCGAGUUUGGCAAACAACGCGCUGUGCCCGUGAUCACGGGUGUCGUGGUAGCAAAGGAGCAUCAAGGCGUGCUUAUCAACGCUUGGGAGGCCGAGGAGGCCGAGAAACAGAGAAAGGAAAGGGAAAAGAGGGAGAAAUUCUUACUGGGACUUUGGAGGAGGUUUGCGUCUGGGUUGAGAAUCGUUGAUAGGAUGAAAGAAGAGUAUGGAGAGGACAUGGAGCUGCCUGUCAAGGAAGAGGUGGUACAACUGGAGGAAGAGAAAGACGGAGAGAAAACGUCACAAUGGGAAGUGUUCCAAAACCACACCGAUUUCGAGGGUGGCUUUGUGCGUGACGACGCAGAGGCCUUUGAAGACAGUGGUGGGGGGAUAGACAAAACGCAUCAAAUACGAAAGCGCGACCAAGACAUGGCGGGCGGCUUCCUGCCAGCUAGCCAGGAAGAAAAUGGAGAGCUGGUGAUUGAUGCGGGCGAAAAGAAAGACUUGCAUCGUUACGGCAAACUCGAAGCAAAGGGUGCGAACAAGCAGAUGGGGGUGAAGCGGCGGGUUCAAAGCAAGACAUGGGAGAUGGGCAGAUGA